UAUAAUUCUGUUUACGACGUCCCAGAGAAAAAGUUUACCAUGUCAUCAAAAUUGGAAAUAAAUAUCCGAAGCCUCAUUGCCCAUUGUGAGGAAAUGGCCAAAGUGGACACAACAGACUGGAGAUUGAAGAAGUACAUCAAAUCCAUUGACAUAUUGAUCCAGGAACUGGAGGAAGACGAAUACAUGAAACCGGAAGAGAAGGUGAUUGAGGGAUAUAGGAAUCGAUGCCAGGAGCUGAAGAGUAUUGUAAACUAUGUUGAACCACAGAAAUCAAUUAGUAAAUCAUCUGCUUCCGCUGAGGGAAUUUUUAGGGAAAUCAAGCAAAUCCACAAUGCCAACUACGCCCAGGAUAUUCGACGAGAAUUGCUGGGGGAGAGUAAGUUGACACUGCGGAAGCCCGGUGGCACUACAUCCGGUGAUGACAUGGGAAAGGCUAUGAAGCACUUUGCGGAUAUUCAGGAACAAAUUGCCGAAAAUAUGAUUUCACUGACCAACAACCUCAAGGAGCAGACACAGACCGCCAAUAGGAUUAUCAAGAGUGACGUUGAGACUGUGAAAAAGUCCACGUCCCUCACGGAUAGUAAUUUCGAUUCCCUGCGGGUGAAAUCUCAAACGCUGCAGGAACAUUCGAAGAGAGCCUGCAAAUGCUGGGUGUGGAUGAUGCUCGGUUGUGUGAUGAUGGUUUUUCUAUGCACAAUGAGGGCCUUCGUGAGUGCCUUAUUCCUUGUAUUUUGUGCAAAUGCAGCAGUGGGAUUCGAAGGAGUGCCUCUACUCCUCUGGGGCUCCUCGCAAGGGAAGGCCUUGAGUCCUCCUGCCCUCAAUUCCUUGGCCAGUGGUCACAUGUUGAGUGAGAAUCUACCAAAUACUCAGUACACGGUGGUUUUUGUGGGAGACAAACUCAGCCCUGAGGCCUUGAACGAAUGUGGUGAGAAGAAUUGCUUCCCCUAUCUCGAGAAUGUGGAGCAGAAAACUUAUUUUGCAAAUGUGGAAAAUCCCAUUGGACUCUUGGCCACAAUUGGGCAUGAGAGGAAGACUGAGUGGGUUGAUGCGGGCAGCAAGGUCACCCCUGAAGCUGGAAAGAUCACCUUUGUCACCCUUACUCCGGGAGAUUUCAGCACUCAGGACGCGGAAAUUGCACAAACAGUGAAGGACAUUGAAUUUGCUGGCUUCAAGAAUUCCGUCUUCAUCUACACGGCGAAGCACAAUGAGGUGGCUGAGGAUAACAUUGUGAAUCGCAGGAUUAAGAGGGAGGUCACCAAUAAGCAGGAUGAACCAACAGAGGAGCCAAUUAUCUUCUUCCGUGACAAUGAGACCUACAUCAUUUCCUAUACCGAAAUCUCUUAUGUUGCUGCUGGUGCAGCUGGUCCAGUUGUGCUUAAUUUCACAUCCGCAGCUGUAUCGCGCCUCAACGACACAGAGACAGGGAUUGCUCUGGAUCUCAUGGGAGAGGGUCCCAAGUUGAGCUUCCACAUUAUUAGCGAACAUGGACGCUGGUGGGUGGAGAGACUACUGUAUGAGGAGAAGGAAUACUAUCUCAAUACGUACAUUGGGACUCAUAUUGGCUUCUCAUUUGCCUGCACACCAACUUCCAUUUUCUUCUCACAAGAGGAAGUGUCUCCCAAUCAGUUCAACAAACUCCAAAUUACCCGUCUUCAGCUGGAGCCACGCUUCACGACGGACAACACAGAACCCUUUGUUGGUUUCAGUGAUCCCUGGGAUUGCGUUGGAUUCGUCAGUCCUGGCAUUCUUGGUGGGCUCUUUGUCACCAUCCUCUUGCUAGUCAUCCUGGCUGCAGGACUCUCCUGGAUCAUGGAGAUCCGCACCAUGGAUCGCUUCGAUGAUGUCAAGGGGAAGACAAUCACGAUCAACCUCCGUGUGGAGCUCCUUUCCACUUCAACUGGGUCGUCUGUGAGGGAUUCCAUCUUAGGGAUGGAGAAGAAGACAAAUAUUCGUGUUACGCAUCUCGUCCCGAAGGGACAGUUGCAGUCUGAGAAGAAGCAAGAUAAUAACGCAAGCAGGCAGUGGCCACGAAACUCCCGGAGACGCGAGUCAAAUGGUCACUCUGGGGGGUCCACGAGGGAUCCAAUACGCAGCAAGGCGCCAAAUGGGCAUCAGCAGAGAAUUGACAAGAGGCCACCACGGGGCAGAGGACAUCCGCAACCAUCGAGCGAGCCCCAAGGCAUUGGGAAGAGUGGCGACAUGGAGGCAUCUGGAUCCAGCACCGGAUUAGAACAUGAUGACGACUCAGUGGCCCAAUAUGAGUUGAAUUCAGUCUUCUUGCCAGGGAGCAAGAAGCAAAACCUCAAUCAUUUGUUAAACUACCACUAUGCGCCACGGAAAGUGAACUCAUUCACGACUUCACGCGAAGCUAGAGGAAAAAACUGGACAGGGAAGCAUUACAGCAAGGAGCAAUUCCUUCAGGCAAAUUGCCAGUUUGUUGUGAAGUCUCACGGGGAGUACGAUAUCCAUCGCUCAUGCCCGGAUACACUCGUGAAAUGGGAUCAAAUUGAACAGAUUGUAAUUCACAGCAAUGAGGAUACGCAGUGUCCAAUUUGUCUGUAUCCUCCGGUGGCGGGAAAAAUGACGCGUUGUGGGCACGUCUACUGCUGGGCCUGCAUCCUUCACUACUUGGCACUGUCUGAUAAGUCCUGGCGCAAGUGCCCCAUUUGCUAUGAGCCCAUCUAUGUUGGGGAUCUCAAGAGCGCCGUUGCAAAUUACCACCAUGAAUUCCGCACUGAAGAUGUUAUCACGCUGAAGUUGAUGAAGCGCAAAAAGGGAUCCUUGACGAUUGCAGAAGCCUCAAAGGAUGCCAUUGAUGCGCUGCCCUAUUUGACCGAAUCCAAAGGUGCGAUUGUCCACUCUAAGCUUAUCCUAGCAAAUCCCGAUGAAACCCUUUCGAUUGUGGAGCACGAACAGCUGGAAUUGCUCAAACAAUUGGAGAUGGAUGGGCCUGAUGGGCUCAAUUGUCCAGAGAUGAUCUUCAUUCAGCAAGCUCUUGAUCUUUUAUCUGAGAGGAAAGCUCUCUUGAAUCAAAAUACUUCGCCAAGUGAGGAGGACAAGGAGAUUGUGGAAUCUUCUGUCGAGGAUGAACUUGCUGAGAAAGCAGUAGAAGAAGAAGGAGAAGCAGCAGCAGGAAUUUCUGAAGAUAGUUCUGAACAACAGGAGGAAGUUGAUGUUGAAGAUUUCUCAAAUUACUUCUACUUCUACCAGGCAAUGGAUGGGCAGAAUUUGUACCUUCACACGGUGAAUAAUCGCAUGAUUCAGGCUCAAUUCGGGGAGCUACGCAAAGGUCCGGAAACAUUGAGUGGACGCAUUGUGCAGAAGGAUAGCUUCACGAUGGAUGAGACUCUGCGCAAGCGAUUGAAGUACCUCCAACAUCUGCCCAUUGCGUGUCAAUUUGAUGUUGUGGAGAUUGUCUUUGAUACGCCGAUUGUGUCGCCGGAAGUGAUGGACACCUUCAGUGAGGAGCUCAAAUCACGCGCCAAAAAUCGUCAAGUGCGCGCCAGGGAGGAGAGAAUCAGAGAAAUGAAAAUCAAUGAAGUCUACGAUCGACAAAUGGGAAAGAUGAUGCAGCAGGUGGCUGACAUUGAUAUAGGAUCCCCCAAGGAUUUCCCUCAAUGUGGAAGUUACACAGAGACUCAUCCGGAAUUGUGUGCAGCUGAACCAGUUGAGAUUAAAGAAGUUACUCGGAAGCAAGGACCUUCUUUUGCCAAGAUGCUCUCAAGCCCAUCUGAAGGAGCUUUUUGGCCAGGUUUGAUGGACAAAAAGGCCCCAGUGGUGGAGUCUGCAUGGGGAAAGGUUGCCAAGAAGGACGAUGAGGACGGGGUGCCGGACUAUCGACGUGCAUUCAGUACAGAUUUGACAGUUGCCCUGGAAAAGGCAGAAGCAACCAGGAAAGAAUGUGAUGGGAAGAAGGCUCAAGGGGGCAAGGGGAAGAAGAAGCAGCAGAUGGUUUUAUUUUCAACCGAUAUGAAUUUCAAGAGAAAUUGAAAAAUUGCAAAAAUUUAUGAAAUUUACUCAACUUUAUUUUGCAGAGAAAAAAAACUUUUUGAUGGGACUACAUUUUAGCAUAAACCCGCAUAAAUGGCAUUAUAAAUUGUAACAGAAGAAAUAAAUUUGGGAUUGAUGAAGAAGAAAAUAAAGGAAAACGGUCAAAUUA
This is a messenger RNA of Lutzomyia longipalpis, 4159 nucleotides long. RefSeq names its product RING finger protein 10-like. The coding region runs from base 40 to 3990 and encodes 1316 amino acids. Gene Ontology annotation, molecular function: transcription cis-regulatory region binding. NCBI's taxonomy places the organism in Eukaryota, Metazoa, Arthropoda, Insecta, Diptera, Psychodidae. The record is from RefSeq and is a predicted model, not a curated record. Gene Ontology annotation, biological process: positive regulation of transcription by RNA polymerase II. The transcript is spliced from 7 exons.